Molecule: messenger RNA, 1881 nt
Organism: Haplochromis burtoni (Burton's mouthbrooder)
Lineage: Eukaryota; Metazoa; Chordata; Actinopteri; Cichliformes; Cichlidae
Product: vacuolar protein 8
Exons: 13
Coding region: 52-1764 (570 amino acids)
Biological process (GO): nucleus-vacuole junction assembly
Molecular function (GO): protein-membrane adaptor activity; protein binding
Source: RefSeq, a predicted model, not a curated record
UGCAGGUUGUGUAAAAUAGACAGGUGUCGGGACCUUGUGCAAGAUGCAGUCAUGGCUUCAGGGUUUUGCAACACCUGCUCGCAGUUGUUGAAGGAAUUUGCGGAUCACUUGAGGAGCGCUUGGAGAGAGCUGGAGAUCAAGAUAAAGGACGCUUUCAGAGAGAUUGGACGGUGCAAUUGCUUUAGGAUUUCAUCCGAGAGAAGGACGGCUUUUGAUUUGCCUUCCUUACGCCUCAACUGUGACAACGAAACUCAACUUCUCAGCCAGGAAAGUCUGCAAACACUGAACAAACUUGCAACCUCAGAAAACACUGAUCUACAAAUGACUUCAGCCAUGUAUUAUCUACACCUCAGUCAUCAUCUGAACUGUCCAUUACCAGAUGCCUUCAUGGAGCCCAUCGUGGCUCUACUUUUAUCAUCUGAUCUCGAUGUUCAAAAGACUGUCUCUCUCGCCCUUGUAAAUCUGUUAAUAAAGAAUAAUGUGUGUAAAGAAUUGGUGAUAGAAAUGGGGAUGCUGGUGCCCAUAAUUGAGUUGUUCCGGUCAGGUGAUCCCACUGCUCAGUGUCACUCCUGUGCCUGUGUUGCCAUGUUGGCCUCCUCAGAGUCAAAUCGAGAUUCUUUGAUGGUUGAUGGAAUCAUACCACUCUUGGCUUUAGCAAAAUCUUUUGAUCCAAAGGUCCAACGGAAUGCAACUUGGGCUCUAUUACACCUCACGCAGUCAGAUUGGUCAACAAGGCUGUUAUGCCAAGCAGGAGUGAUUCCUGUUUUGCUUCUUCUCCUACAGUCCUCAGAUUCAGAGGUUCAGUUUUAUAGCUGCACUGCUCUUUGCAACAUUUCUGCUAUCCACGAGCAUCACCCAAGAUUGCUCAGAAUUGGGGGUCACUAUUUAUCAAGGUCUCUGUUGACUCUUAUGUCUUCACCUGUGAAAAAGAAUUCAGCCCAAGCGUGCCGGUGCCUGCAGACUCUUUCAAAGAAUGUUCUCAUUCAGGACCAGCUGAUGGAGCUUGACUGCGUGUUGCCUCUGAAGGCGCUGUUAAAAACCUCUACUUCAGUGUGGAUUGAAUCGGCACUAACGCUACUGUCUACACUGUCGGCACACCCGUCAAACACCGACAUCCUGGUAAGUGAAGGACUAUUGGAGGAAAUUGGUCAGGUGCUUCAUCAUCCCAGAUCAAACUCUGUUAUAGUCACAUACAGCUGCAAGAUAAUCACCAAUCUGUGCACUUCCCACGUUGGUGAGCAGGCUGUGAUGGAAAGUCUGUGCUUACCAGGACUCCUCUGUGCGCUUGUGUCUAACACCCUGUCAGAUGAGACAUUGCUUCAUGUGACAUCAUGCUUGCAUCACCUGAUGGCCUGUGAUGUACUCCGGACAAAAUUGUCAGCAACCAUAACAUCAGAAAAAGUUUCAGGCUUAGUGAAGCUGUCAGAGCAAAUCAGAAAGUCCCAGCUGGCGUACAACUCUGCAGCUAUCAUAAGCGAAUUAGAAAUGACUGAAGAGAUGAUCCGUUUGUUGAAGCCACAUUACACUUCCAUAUCCAAGUACCUGUUGGGAUUCCUCAAAAAGAAAGAUGUUAAAUUCCAGCAGCUUGGCGUAGUUACCAUAUUUAACCUCAAGAAAGAUGGAGACUUUUCAUCUCUGUUGACUAACAGUGAGCUAAAGGUUCAGCUAUUGAAGGUGCAUGCACAGACAGAGGAAACUAGACAGCUGCUUCAAAUGAUUCAGCCCCUUUCUCCAUCUCCUGUCAACUCUGGACUUUCUCAGUGAAGUUACAAAGAGACGCGCACAGACUUUGCAUGAACAUAACCACGUUGCAUGUAAAAGCUACAUUUUUAUAUAAUGUGUUUGUGUUUGUGUUUGUGUGUUUUUUUUUUUUUUUUUUUU